Messenger RNA from Dimorphilus gyrociliatus, 1558 nucleotides. The record is from the annotation of a GenBank genome assembly. NCBI's taxonomy places the organism in Eukaryota, Metazoa, Annelida, Polychaeta, Dinophilidae.
UAUGGCUUAUGCCUACUGGAAAAGCGGUAAAAUGUCAGAAACCGCCGUAUUCGAUUUAUUCUUCCGCAAAAAUCCGUUUGGUGGAGAGUUUACCAUUUACGCUGGUUUAAGCGAGGUGCUGAAAUUCCUAUCAAAUUUCCGAUAUUCUGAGUGUGAUAUUGAGUAUCUACGUUCAGUCCUUCCACCAACUGAACCAGCUUUUUUUGACUACCUCAAAACUGUCAGCACGAAAGAUAUUAAGUUAUACGCAGUUGAAGAAGGGUCUGUGAUAUUUCCAAAGGUACCUGUUAUGAGAGUUGAGGGUCCAUUACCGAUUGUUCAAUUGCUGGAGACGACAUUGUUGAAUUUGACAAAUUAUGCAUCCUUAGUUGCGACAAAUGCCGCAAGAUUUCGUUUGGCGGCGGGAAAUCAAAAGGCCCUAUUAGAGUUUGGUUUAAGAAGAGCACAAGGACCCGAUGGAGGUCUUUCUGCUUCCAGAUAUUGUUAUCUUGGAGGAUUUGAUGGUACCAGUAAUGUUUUAGCUGGUAAACUAUUUGAUAUUCCUGUUAAAGGAACGCACGCGCACGCAUUUGUGACGUCUUUUACAAAUUUGGAAGAAGUAAAGCACGCAACUCUGGCGAGUAAAACUGGUGCACAAUCAGUUAAUCUUGCUGAAAAAACAGUAGAAUGGUUGGAAAAGAUUUCGUCUAUAUUAAAUAUAAUUCCUGGAGAAACUAAUAAAGGCGAAUUAGCCGCCUUUAUUGCAUACGCUGCCUCUUUUCCUUCGUCCUUCCUUUGUUUGGUUGAUACGUACGAUGUACAGAGAAGUGGUAUGCCAAAUUUCUUGGCUGUAAGCUUGGUUCUGCACUCAUUGGGAUACCGACCGAUGGGCGUUAGGUUGGAUAGUGGCGAUUUAGCCUAUUUGUCCAAUAGUGUUCGAAGAGCUUUCAUGACAAUAUCAAUGGAACUAGAAAUUGAUUACCUUGCUGAUCUAACGAUUAUUGCCAGUAAUGACAUUAAUGAGGAUACAAUUCAUUCUCUUAAUCAACAAGGACAUGCUAUUGAUGGCUUUGGUAUUGGUACACAUCUAGUCACGUGUCAAAAGCAGCCUGCACUGGGAUGUGUAUUCAAAUUGGUUGAAGUUGGAGGUUUGCCCAGAAUUAAAUUGUCGGAAGAUGUCGAAAAAGUCACUAUGCCAGGUGCAAAGAAUGUAUAUAGAUUGUAUAGUCAAGAUGGCCAUGCAUUAGUGGAUCUUUUGCAAAGAUUAGACGAACCGGCUCCAAAAGCUGGCGAAAAAGUUUUAGUCAGACAUCCUUUUCACGAAUCUAAACGAGCCUACGUCUCACCUACUCGAAUUGAGCCUCUUUACAAAUUAUACUGGGCUAACGAAAAACUGCAGGAAAAUUUACCACAUUUGAUAGAUAUUCGCAAUCAUGCAAAGCAAGAAUUGGCAAAGAUAAGAGAAGAUCAUAAAAGAGCACUGAAUCCGACUCCCUACAAAGUAUCAGUGUCAGAUCGUCUUUAUAAUUUUAUUCAUGAUCUGUGGCUGGCUAAUGCACCUAUUGGCGAACUAUCAUAG